Xenopus laevis (African clawed frog) is the source of this 4069-nucleotide messenger RNA. It is a transcript of the gene ntrk3.L, whose product is annotated as NT-3 growth factor receptor. The record is from RefSeq and is a predicted model, not a curated record. The coding region runs from base 438 to 2150 and encodes 570 amino acids. Gene Ontology annotation, cellular component: signaling receptor complex; plasma membrane; membrane. Gene Ontology annotation, molecular function: protein tyrosine kinase activity; neurotrophin receptor activity; nucleotide binding. The transcript has 14 exons. Gene Ontology annotation, biological process: cell surface receptor protein tyrosine kinase signaling pathway; cellular response to nerve growth factor stimulus; positive regulation of neuron projection development. NCBI's taxonomy places the organism in Eukaryota, Metazoa, Chordata, Amphibia, Anura, Pipidae.
CUUGGACAAGAGACAUCAGUUCGUCUGUGGAAUCCACAAUCUUCGGCUGUGAGGGUCCCUUGCACCUGUAUCCCCCCCUGCAGCAGGUGUGGUGACAGUUUGAAUUCUGCCCAGUAGGUGGGACUUGGUGACUUUAACACCCGGGUUUUUUUUUUUUAAUAUAUUUUUUUUUUCUGGUUUCCUUCAUCUCCUCCUUAGAAGUCUGGCAACAUAUUUUGGGUGGGAAAAAAACGAGAGAAUAAAGAAGAGAAUAGUGCGGGAUCAAGGCGGCCGGCAGCAGGGGUGAUGUAUUCGCGUGGAUUGGGACUGGCAGCGCUUUCAGGAUGAGUUUGGCUGCGGGAGGAUUUUUCAUCUGAUCAAGAGAAAGGCUCAGCUUUGCUCCUCUUCUUCACCCCCUUUUCUAUCCCUCCCCCCUGUAUUUUGGGGUUGGAAAGAGGAUGCCUGCAAUGGAUGUGUGGCUUGUCCCUGGCAAGUGCAGUUUGUGGCGGAUUUUGCUAUUGUGGAGCCUUUGGCUGGACUCGUUGGGGUCGGUGCUGGGCUGCCCGGCUAACUGUGUGUGUAACAGCAGCGACAUUAACUGCACCAAGCCUGAUGAUGGCAAUCUCUUUCCUCUAUUGGAAGGGCACGAAUCUGCCACCAGCAAUGGCAACUCCAUCGUCAACAUCACUGACAUCUCCAGAAACAUCACUUCAAUACAUAUAGAAAACUGGAAAGGCUUGCAUACAUUGAAUGCUGUGGAUAUGGAACUUUACACUGGACUACAAAAGCUAACAAUAAAGAACUCUGGACUCAGAAACAUACAGCCAAGAGCAUUUGCCAAGAACCCCCAACUGCAAUACAUAAACCUUUCUGGAAAUCGACUCACAUCCUUAUCAUGGCAACUCUUUCAAAAUCUGGAGCUUGUAGAUUUGAGAAUAGAAAGGAAUCACUUUAACUGUAGCUGUGAGAUCCGCUGGAUUCAACUUGGUCAGGCAAAAAAUGAAGCCAACUUGAAAAGGCAACAGCUCUAUUGCAUGAAUACAGAGGGUAUUGUCAUUCCUCUCCAGGAAAUGAACAUUUCACAGUGUGACCUUCCCCAGAUCAGUGUCAGCCAUAGCAGUCUGAUUGUGCAAGAAGGAGACAAUGCAGUACUCACUUGCAAUGGUUCUGGUUCUCCACUACCUGAUGUGGACUGGAUUGUUACAAAUCUCCAUUCUAUUAACACACAUCAGAGUAAUGUGAACUGGACCAACGUGCAUUCCAUUAACCUGACGCUAGUGAAUGUCGCACAUGAAGAUAAUGGCUUCAUAUUGACCUGUAUUGCAGAGAAUGUGGUGGGAAUGACAAAUGCAAGUGUGCUCCUCACUGUGUAUUUUCCACCCCGGAUUUUAAGUUUGAAAGAACCAGUAUCACGGCUUGAGCAUUGUAUUGAAUUUAUGGUGCUUGGGAAUCCUCCACCAAUUUUAACUUGGUUCCAUAAUGGAAAAACUCUUAGGGAGGUGGAUUUCAUUCGUACUGAGUUUUACAGACAGGACAAUGUUACAGAAGGCUGUCUUCUCUUUAAUAAGCCAACACACUAUUACAAUGGAAAUUAUACGCUUGUGGCUACUAAUAAGCUUGGAGUUGCCAAGCAAACAGUUUAUGCCCAUUUUCUGGGGCAACCAUUCCCAGAGACUGAUUACUACUUUUCUGUAGCAGAUUUUGGAAGUCCCACGCCUCCUAUCAGUGUGACUCAUAAGCCAGAAGAGGACACUUUUGGUGUAUCUAUAGCCGUUGGAUUAGCAGCAUUUGCAUGUGUCCUGUUGGUGGUUCUCUUCAUUGUAAUUAAUAAGUAUGGACGUCGGUCAAAAUUUGGAAUGAAAGGUCCUGUGGCAGUGAUAAGUGGGGAAGAAGAUUCUGCAAGUCCACUUCAUCAUAUCAACCAUGGCAUAACUACACCCUCAUCUCUAGAUGCUGGACCAGAUACUGUUGUCAUCGGUAUGACCCGUAUUCCAGUUAUUGAAAAUCCUCAGUAUUUCCGACAAGGUCACAACUGCCACAAACCAGACACAUGUUUCAGAGAAUAUAUGUUGAACACAAUAAGCCUUCCUGGACAUUCCCAACCACUUAACCAAGGCAUUUAUGUACACGACGUCGGUGUUUAUUUCAGCAAAGGACGCCACGUCUUUUAAGCUUCUAAUGUAUCCCUGUCUUAGUGCCAAAUUUAGGCUGUUCUCUCAAAAUAUGAAGAGAGACACAAAACUCUUUUGGACCAAGGUUGCUUUCACAAGACUCAGUUGUAAACUUGUUAUAGAACAGAAAUGUCCUUCUGUCACAAGAUCAGAUUUGCUCUAACUCAAGUAGCUACUGCCUUUAAUGUACCCACAAAUGGCAUAUCAACAGCAGCAGAAGCAACAACUUAUCUAAAAGGCAACAGACUCAAAAGGUGCAAUCCUAGAAACAAACAAAAAAGCUAGUUGUAUUCGUUAAACAAACAUUAUAGUUGUGUUAUCCCUGUUUGGAAUUUGUGUUUGAUUUCUCUUUGUGAACCUGUGACUUCACAUCACAUAUUAAUGAUGCCAUCACCUUUUACCAUGGCAACCUAAAGAGAUGUCACAAUGCAGGGAUUUAUAAGGCUUUCAAAUUCAGUAAACAGUGAAGACUGGCAAGAAAAAUCAUCCUAGCUUCUGGGGCUAUACGUGCAAGAAGAAAAUAUAUGAAUAUUACUUUUUUAAUAGGAGAACUUGUAAUUAUUUUUCAAUGAAAUGUUUUACAAAUCUUUUUUGCCUCCAAAUUUAUUUCUUUUUCUAUUUUUUUUAAAGGACCCGCGCAGUUACAGACAUUAUAACGUAUGUGAAAAGGAGUGCAUACAAAAAAAAAUAAAUAGAAAAAAAUAAAAUUGUGACAAAAAACAACAAAUACAAUAGGAUAAAAUAUCACUCAUAUUGAAUAAUUGGUGUUAGCUGAAAAUAUCAUUAUCAUUUCAGGGACAUUUAGAGACACAAUUACACACAUCAUUAAUGUCAUUAAAGUCAUUAAAUUAUGGGGGACAUCCAUAUUCAUUUUAUUUCUUACAAAUGUAAAAAAAAGGCCAUAUUACGCUAAAGCUGACAUCCUUCAAUGGAUUAUGAUUAUGACACAUUAAUCUAAAUCGAGGUUAUUAUGAAAACCCUAUGUGUCAAAGACCAUAGGCAACUCAAUUUGAUAUUGGUUGAAACUGUUCAUUGUGUCUAUCUGUGUGCAAUGACUACAAUAAUCUGAGAAUUAUUCAGUACAUAUCCUAACUCAAUUAUCAGCAGAAACUCUUAAUUGCCUUUUAAUAUCAUAAUUACAUAUUUUAUCUGGUUUACAACAUGAAUGAAAUGCUGUAUAUGUUUGGGAAGAAAAUUAUUUCUGUUAUGUACUCAAAAAAAAUGUUGAUCCAAGCCAAAAUAUUCUCAUUUAAUCUUGUAUUUGGAAGAACUAUGCGACCAUACAACAUGUUUGGGAAAUAAAUAUAUAUUUUUAAAUAUGUAUUUUUUCAAAAUUAAGCAUCCAGAAGAAAAAAAAUGCAUGUUAAAAUAAUAAUAAAAGUUUAUACUGUAUUUCAAAUAAACAAUUUCCUAAUAAUAAUGCAAAGGAAAAAGUGCAAAAUUAAUUUAUAUAGAAUUUUUAUAUAGGCAGCUACAACCUCAAGUUGAUACAAAUGAACAGUAUAAACAGUAUGUUAUUUUGGAAAUACCUUUGCAAUAGUUAAAUGUCGUGCCAAACAGAUUUAUCUACAUAAUUGCUUGUAGACACAUAUCAUUAAAGGGACAGUAAUUCAGUAAAAUUAAUGCAACCUAAUACCUUUGCAAUAUCUAAUGUGGUGCCAAACAGAUUUAUCUACAUAACUUCAUGUAGACACAUAUCUUUAAAGGGACAGUAAUUCAGUAAAUAAAUUAAUGCAACCCAAGAUUUUUUAUUCACAGUCAUUAAGUAAAAUAGGUGGCAAAAAGAGCACCUUGGUGAGUGCACAGGUAUGCACAAUUGCUACAUAUGUACUUAUUUUAGUGCGUCAAAUUUUGCUAGCACUUGCUCCUACCAGUGGUAAAUGAACUCUCAUAAUAAUAAAAAGGAGAAGUUUUGGAAA